Octopus bimaculoides (California two-spot octopus) is the source of this 4678-nucleotide messenger RNA. RefSeq lists its product as uncharacterized. Gene Ontology annotation, cellular component: nucleus. The record is from RefSeq and is a predicted model, not a curated record. Gene Ontology annotation, molecular function: RNA polymerase II transcription regulatory region sequence-specific DNA binding; DNA-binding transcription factor activity, RNA polymerase II-specific. Gene Ontology annotation, biological process: embryo development; regulation of transcription by RNA polymerase II. Lineage: Eukaryota; Metazoa; Mollusca; Cephalopoda; Octopoda; Octopodidae.
AAUUUAUAUACUGCCAUUCUUCACUAUAUUGUGACAUUUUUUAUUGGGUCUAUAGUAAUUGUAUAUACUUAGUUAUGCCUAUACUUUGUAUAUAUAUAUGCACGUAUGCACACGACCAGUUUAAAUUGCCCGCCUAAAAAACUCCUCGUGCGAUAUGGUCAGAAUAUCAACCGCAUUGUAUGUGUGUGUGUUUACGUACAUUCAUAUAUAUGUUUAUAUAUGUGUGUUAGAAAGAUCAGAUUAUCUCUUGUACCCUUGUCAAGGGGAGUAGUAACCAUUUCUCCUUUAAUAUAUAGGUACUACUAAAGUAGAGUGGUCCCGAACGCGCACCCGCGCUAGCUAGUCGUGAGUGGUCGAUCUUUCAAAAAGUGCGCGUGCGCAAAUGAAUACGUGUUUAGGGUUAGGGUUAGGAUCGACCACUCACGACUAGCUAACGCGGACGCGCGACUGCGCGUUCGGGACCACUCUGCUUUAGUAGUACCAAUAUAUAUGUAUAUACGGGGUAUUUGGGCUAAAUUUGACAGUUUGCAUUAAAGGAAAAGAAAUCACAAUAUCCCAUCCAAAAAGUAUCAACUAGAUUAUGGAUGGGAGAUAAGUUUACUUGAAGUAGUCGCUCUCAGCUUCCACUACAGCCUCAAGCUGGCUCUUGAACCUUGUGCAUGUAUUCCUCAUUGCAUCCCUGGGAAGAUCUUCAAACACUGUGAUCUUCGCCACCUGCUUGGCCUUGAUGUUGCAGGCAGAGUGGCUGGUGUCUUUCUCAAUCAUGCCCCAUGCAUAGUAAUCCAUGGAAUUACAAUUGGAGGAAUUUGGAAGCCAGAAAUUAGGGUUGGUGAAGUCAUAGACAUUUUCCAACAAUCACUUCAUGACUCUUUCUGUAGGUAUGGCAAGGAGCUGAAUCCUGCUGCCACAUAUAUAGCCUUCCAGCAGCAACCCUCUCCAGCCAAGGAUUGAGCACAGUCUCCACCAGCUUCACAUAGUCAUCCAAAUUGAGCCUAAGGUCCUGCUCAAAGAUGUGGGGAUGAAUUCUGGCUUGUGAAUGCAGUCAGAAUGCUUGUUGUGUCUCUUCCUGCUGGCUAUAGCUUUAUAGUCUCCAUUGCAUCUGUCCAUGUCACAUCUUAGAACCUUUAUAGUGUUCACAGCACUGAGCAGCAGCCAUGAUAUUAACAUUUUGAUGCCCAGUGCAAAUCAUCAUGAUACAGUUAACUUCCAAUAUUCAGAUGGCUUCCAGUCCUCCAUGUCAUCUAAUUUUUUUUUCAACAAACCGUUGGAAAACAGUUUAUAGCAGAGACUCCAGCUAAGAAGAUCUGAAGAAGGAAUUUUAAUUCUGAAAUAUCAUCAGACUAUAGAGAACCAAAUUACAACAGAAUAUCAGCUGAUGUUGAAAGGAAAGAAGUUUUUUCUUCAUAUACAUCAUAUUAUAGACUAAAAGAUGUUUUGCAGGACAGACGUAACCCUGUUUAUAUAAAACUGUAAUGAAUUACUGUGAAAUAUUUACUUAUAGCCUCUGAGAGAUGUUAUUGGUAACAAUUGUUUUUUUCACAGUUCUCUUUGAAAUCUGAACAAAAUGAUUUUGUCUUCUAUUUAAAAUUGGAUAUAUUUACAAAGAAGUUGCAACAUUUCCUGAUACCUACAAAAAUCACAGUUGAUGGUAAUAUAAUUGUAGAAAUAUUUGUUUGGAAUAAAAUAUAAAAAGAAUACAAAUGAAUAUAUAUUGUAGUGAAAGAAGGAAAAGAAUGGAAAAUACACUAUAUGAAAAUGGAAUUAAUUGUAAACCACAGUAUAAAAGUAUUGAUUUUCCUACUGAGACGCUGAAAGUAACAGGGAAGGCCUUAUACCACUGUAAUAUCUGUAAAAAGUCAUUCUCCCUGAAAGGUAACCUAACUACCCAUGAACAUGUUCAUACAGGAGAGAAGCCAUAUCAUUGUGAUAUCUGUGGUAAAUCCUUCUCUCAAAGAUCUAGCUUAAUUACUCACAUACGUAUUCAUACAGGAGAGAAACCACAUCACUGUGACAUAUGUAGUAAAUCAUUCUCUGCUAGAAUAAAUUUAAUUACUCACAGGCAUAUUCAUACUGGAGAGAAGCCAUAUCACUGUGAUAUCUGUGGUAAGUCUUUCUCUCAAAGUUCUAUCUUAACUCGCCACAGACAAAUUCAUGCACAAAAGAAAAUGAAUCUUCAUGUAACUACCCCAAAACGUAUUCAUACACUAGAUAAAUUAUAUCAAAGUGAUAUCCAUAAUAAAUCUCUUUCUGAAGUGAUAAUCUUAACUACUCACAAACAUAUUCAUACAGGAUAGAAACAGUAUCACAGUGGUAUAUCUCAUAAAUCAUUCCUUGGAAAUGGUGAUUUAACUACUCCCAAGCUUAUUCCUACAGGAAAGAGACUCUAUAGCUGUGAUAUCUGUUUUAAAUCAUUCUCUCAAAUUUUACCUUAACUAGACACAAAUAUAUUCAUACAGGAGAAAAACCAUAUCAUUGUGAUAUCUGUGGUGAAUCAUUCUGUUUUAACCAUUACUUAACAACGCACAAACGUAUUCAUACAGGAGAGAAGCCAUAUUACUGUGAUAUGUGUUAUAAAUCAUUCUCUCAGGCUAGUAUUUUAAGUAGACACAAGCAUAUUCAUAUAGGAGGAAAGCCAGCUGAUAUAUGAUAAAAACUCGUUAAUUUAGCUAUACAUUUAUUUCUUCAUAUAGAAGAGUUAACACACCACUAUCAAAAUUCAUUCUAUCAGAAAAAUAUAAUUUUUAAAUGUAUUCACAGAAAAAAGAAGUUUUAACACUGAAAGAACAACUUCCCAAUAUUUUAUUUUAUAUAUCUAAAUUGGGUGAAAUAACUUACCAGUGAUAUUUUAAAUAAAAGCAUUAUUUCAGUAUAUUCACACAUUACAAACUAACAUAUUUCCAGAAAGGAGGAAUGAUACUGUUGAUUUGACUGUGUGGCUAAAUAGCUGAGAAAUGUAUUCUCAUAAAUGGGAAAUGAUUUCACUGUACAGUUAUUGUGUUACAAUGAAUGCACAAAACAUAUUUAGUGCAUUUAUUUCAGCAUAUUUCAACAUUGCCUAAUGGCAUAUGUGUUUUAUAUGUAUUCUGAAUUUUAUAUACAUUCUUUCAUGUAUCUUAUGUAUAUUCUGAUUUAAAUUUAUUAUGUAUGUACUUCAUCUUGAAAAGGAUCCUCUUGGUAAAUAGUUAUAUAUCAGGUCAUUAAGAAUGAAAUGUCUGAUUUUGAACUGAAAGUAUAUUUUACUUUAUCUCAACAAAAGGCAAUGCAAUUAAUUAAACUAUGCACCUGAAUUAUCAACACAAUUUUUCCAUUUUAUCAGUAGCUUAUUUAUGCCAGCAGUGAAGAAUUCUGGAGAGCAAGAGGUUAUGAAAUCAUGAAAGGCUGUUUUUGCAUCUUCUUCAGAUUUGAAGUUUUUACCUCACAAUAUGUUGUGUAAUGCCUGGAAAACAUGAUAGUCUGUUGGUGCAAGUUCUGGUGAAUAUGGUGGAUGACAGAGUACUUCCAAGUUCAGUUCCUGUAACUUAAGUAGUGUUCUUUGUGCAACAUGUAGUCAAGCAUUGUCUUGCAAGAGAAUUGGCCUGUCUCUAUUGACAAAUUUCAAUUGCUUAAUUGCAAGUUCACUCAUCAUUUCACUAGGUCUCGUGAAGCUGUAGUGGAUGACACCAGUGCUGGACCACCAAAUAGACACCAUUAGCUUUUUUUGGUGAAUAUUCUUUUUUGGAUCGUGUUUAGGCACUUCGUCUCUAUCCAACCACUAUGCAGAAUGCUUGCUUUGUUGAAACGAAUCCAUUUUUCAUCACACAUAACAAUACGAUGCCAAAAUGGUUCUUUUUUUAUGCUGUCACAGCAAAGAACAGCAAGUUUCAAGAUGAUGUGUCAUUUGAUGCUCGUUCAGUUCAUGUGGUACCCACUUGUCCAGCUUCUUUACCUAGCCGAUUUGUUUCAGAUAGACCAAUACAGUUGGAAUUGAAGCAUCAAACCUUGCUGCUAAUUCACACGUAGUUUGAGAUGUAUCCACUUCCACUACAGUUUCCAGCUCAUCAUUAUCCACCUUGAUCUCAGGUCUACCAUGGGGCUGAUUUUCAAGAGUAAAGUCACCAGACCGGAACUUCUCAAACCAUCAACGUACAGUGCACUCAUUCGCCACAUCUUCACCAAACACCUCAUUGGUGUUUCCAGCUGUCUGGGAUGCAUUGGUUCCACGACAGAACUCAUAUUCAUAAACAACAUGAAUUUUUUAUCUAUCCAUGGGUUCACAAAAAUUGAAUUACAAGAGAAAACUUACAAUAUAAUCAGACACCAUGAAUUGCAUUUCAAAAAGUGAUGAUGUAACUCUUCAAUGUUGUAAAACAAAGAAUUGUCAGGAUGAAACAUUAGAAUUAAUGACUGUCAAACUUUGUGCAUAAGAAAAUCAGACAUUUCAUUCUUAAUGACUUGAUAAUUUUAUAAUUUCUUCUAUUUACAUCAUGAUUUCUUCAUGACUUUAUGGUAAUUUGGAUAUUAAUUUGUAAAUAUCAUUGUAACCUUCAGCUUAAUACAAAGUAGGUGAUAAAUUUGUGUCAUUAUCCAUUCUCACAAACUCUCUUUUUGUUUGGGCAUUUUUGUUAUUAUACUCAGUCUUUUUCAUCACAUUUCUGAGGCUCAAAAUCUUUAAAUUUUACCUCAUCACAUUUUAUGGAUA